Molecule: messenger RNA, 1393 nt
Organism: Carassius carassius (crucian carp)
Lineage: Eukaryota; Metazoa; Chordata; Actinopteri; Cypriniformes; Cyprinidae
Product: prolactin-like
Exons: 5
Coding region: 303-983 (226 amino acids)
Biological process (GO): response to nutrient levels; positive regulation of receptor signaling pathway via JAK-STAT
Cellular component (GO): extracellular region
Molecular function (GO): hormone activity
Source: RefSeq, a predicted model, not a curated record
UACUCUGGUGGGGCAGAUGACAGGACAGAGAGAGGGUUAAAGAGGAAUCACAAAAUCGAAGCGGGCAGCCUGCAGGGACUUGGGUGGGGGGAAGAGGCAUUAGUCACCACCUGAUUGAAGGAAUGGACACAAUGGACUACGACAAUCACGCCAUCAUCACACACACACACUUUUCAUGCCCGCCCCCUUCGUUCUUCCCUUCUCUUUAAUGGGCAGAUUCGUCCCUCAGCACCUAAACUCUGGGCACUUUAAAUAGCAGUCCGACCCCUUGCUAUUCCACAACCUCCUCCUCUCCUCUCAGAAUGUCCAGGAGCCUGAAGCAAGUGGCUGUGCUGCUUGUGGCACUUCUGUGCCUGGAUCCUCACGGCCGGGUCGGCUCCGCACCCAUCUGCGCACACGGGCCAUCAGGAUGCCAUGUCCCGUCCCUGGCAGAUCUCUUCGACAGGGUCAUUCAGCACUCCGCCAGAAUGCACAGCCUCUCCAACGAUCUGCACUCAGAGUUUGAACAGUAUUUCCUGCCCAGCAAAAACCAUAUUGGAAAGAUCUACCGCAAGUGUCACACCUCCAACAUUUUGACUCCGAAUGGCAAAGAGAAUGCACAGAAACUAGCUCGUGAAGAGUUAACGGAGGUGAUUCUUAAACUGCUGAUGGCCUGGAGGGACCCCCUGUUCCAGCUGCACCAGAGCAUGGCUGACCAGCAGGACUUCAACAGCUUCAGCAGUAACAAAGCCCUGGAGAUGGGGGACAUGGCCCAUGAGCUGAGGAAAGGGGUGGAGAAAGUAGCUGAAAAGAUGCGAGUACUGGGAAUGCUCGGCAACUCUGUGACAGGUCUGUCUGCAGCAGAAGCCAUGCUUCCUCUCUCUGAAAGCGGAGAGGCCAUGAGCGACUACGAGCUCCUGUACUGCUUUCGCCGUGAUUCGAACAAAGUCCAGAACUAUCUAAAGAUCCUGAAGUGCAGAAUUGUACCUGAGCAUGACUGUUAGGGAAAAAAAACAUUGGCCUUUCACCUGCACUACUGGACAGCGAAAAGGACACAUGCUGGUCCACACUUCUCAAGCAUGUUUGACUCUGCGCCAUCAGUUAAGACUUCACCAGAUCCCAGUUAAUAAAUCUGACUUUAGGCUUCAUACUCUAGCAUUCCAAACCAAUUCAUUGCUGCAACUAUCAAAAAAUAAAAAAUAAAAUAAUAAUGCAUAUAGAAGGAGAGGGGGAAACUGUCUCGCCUUCAAAGUCAACUCAUUCCUUAAAAUAUUUUUCUAUGUACCAAGUUAAACUCCUCUGAAUCAUAUUUUCGUUUUAUGUUUUCAAAUUUUAUCAGUGGCAAAGCAAAUUUUCACCGAAUUAACUGAGUUGACAACACAAAAUGACAAUAAAACUGUAGAUUCUUCAGCAC